Hypanus sabinus (Atlantic stingray) is the source of this 367-nucleotide messenger RNA. RefSeq names its product histone H4. Bases 4 to 315 code for a protein of 103 amino acids. Gene Ontology annotation, cellular component: nucleosome. The record is from RefSeq and is a predicted model, not a curated record. The transcript has a single exon. Lineage: Eukaryota; Metazoa; Chordata; Chondrichthyes; Myliobatiformes; Dasyatidae. Gene Ontology annotation, biological process: nucleosome assembly. Gene Ontology annotation, molecular function: DNA binding; structural constituent of chromatin; protein heterodimerization activity.
GUCAUGUCUGGCAGAGGGAAAGGAGGCAAAGGACUGGGCAAAGGCGGAGCCAAGCGGCACCGUAAAGUGCUCCGUGAUAACAUCCAGGGCAUCACCAAACCGGCCAUCCGGCGUCUGGCUCGCCGUGGCGGCGUCAAGCGGAUCUCGGGUCUGAUCUACGAGGAGACCCGCGGGGUGCUGAAGGUUUUCCUGGAGAAUGUGAUCCGGGAUGCGGUCACCUACACUGAACACGCCAAGCGCAAGACGGUCACUGCCAUGGAUGUGGUGUACGCUCUGAAACGCCAGGGCCGCACUCUCUAUGGCUUCGGCGGCUGAAAAACUCCCACUUCCUCCCGAGAACAACACAAAGGCUCUUCUAAGAGCCACC